GAGUGAAAAAUGCAAGGGUUUUAGUUUUCUUCCUCCCAACUCAUAAACCCUUCCGUUUUCCAUUUUAUUUUACUCCACGCAGAUCUUGAGUCUUCCAACGAUGAGAACUUUUCUCCGAAAGAACCUUUUGUUUUUCACUUAUUCCCAUUGUUCAUCAUCGCAACCUCGCACGCUUCUUUUUCGGUUUCAACUUUGCGAAUUCUCAUCUUCUCCAACUCCGUACUCUCACUGGAAGCGUCUCGACGAAGAGUCACGCAAUGUUAGGGUUUCGGUGUGGUGGGAUUUCGAGAACUGCAACGUGCCUGCAGGCGUUAACGUUACCAAAGUUGCACCUGCAAUAACCGACGCCGUUAGAGCUAACGGAAUUAAAGGUCCCCUUCAUAUUACGGCUUUUGGCGAUGUUUUGCAGCUUUCUAGGGCUAAUCAAGAAGCACUUGCUUUCACUGGGAUUCAUCUCACUCACAUUCCCAACGGUGGAAAGAACAGUGCUGAUAGAUCUCUUCUUGUUGAUCUUUUGUAUUGGGUUUCCCAAAAUCCUCCACCUGCACAUCUCUUUCUGAUAUCUGGUGAUAGAGACUUUGCUGGCAUAUUACACCGGUUAAGAAUGAAUAACUACAACAUCUUGCUUGCAAUUCCAGGUAAGGCUCCUGAUGUUCUCCGCAGUGCUGCAACUAUAAUGUGGCAGUGGCCUUCAUUGCUCAAGGGAGAAGAUCUUACUGGAAAACAUUUCAAUCACCCUCCUGAUGGUCCGUUUGGUUCUUGGUAUGGAAACUCGAAAGUGCCUCUUGAAGACCCCUUCUCAUCUGCUGAUCAGUCUACAUCUUCAUCAAAUGUGGAGAUCCACGAGCCUUCUCCCGGUGGAAUUCCAAAAUCAUUUAUGAGGCGAGUUAGGCAUAUAUUGAGUUCACAUCCAAAUGGCAUAGCCAUUUCAGAUCUUCGCACAGAGUUGACAAAAUGUGAUGUGUCUUUAGGUAAAAGCAUGUUUGGAUAUAAAAGCUUUUCCCGCUUACUAUUAUCAAUACCACAUGUACAACUCAAGCAUUUAGGACAUGGUAGUUUUUGUGUGCAUUUGGUCACCUCAGAGCCCCCUGAAGCCUUUGAGAGAAGUACCGCACCAUCAUCGGCAUCUGCUGUUGAGAAUGACGAGAGUGGCUAUACAAUAACUCCAAAGCUACACAACGAGGGCAAAAACAUUGACAGGGAUGCACAUAGGACUCCCUUAAUCUCCUCAUUGCAUGAAAAGACCGAUCGUGAUGAUUCAAAAUCAUUAAAAUCUAUCCCUUCACAAGGAAAACCUAUCAAGGAAUUUGUGUCACAUAAAUCAUCUGUGGGUGGUGAGAAGGUUGUAGAUGUGGCUAAUGCACAAUUGUCGGAGAGUCAACUCUCACCAAAUGAAAAUGAUGUUUCCAAAAAUGAGAUGGGUUCCUUUGAAAUGGGAUCUAAAAUGUUGUCUGAUGAUGACAUUGUUAGAUCUGAGGAUGUAAGUCCCAAAGCUCUUGAAAAAAAAAACCCUUCAGGCAAGCCCUCUGCUGGUACUGAUUACACAAUCUUGGAAAACAAUGAUAUCACAAAUUGUGAAUCUGGAAAAUCUACAGCAAAGAGCAUACUUGAGAUUCAAUCUAGAAAGGAGGUUGAUGAAGUUUGUCAUAGUCCAGAUUCUUCCGCAGCUGAUGACUCUCUGGUUGAGAAAAGACCUGAUGGUUGUGCUGAAACUCACAGCAAAAGACCAACUUUCUUUAGCUGGAUUAGAAGUUGGUGGCCGUUUUCAAAAAGCAAUGCAAAGGCUGCUGAAACUCAUCAGAACAAUGUGACUAGUAAUUUUGAGGAUUCCAAAUCAUCUGAACUGGACCAGACUGCUAGUCAACUUGAAGAGCUCAAGCCAUCAGAACCACGCCACAACGUCAGUCAUUCUGGAAAGCCUGAGUUGUUUUCUAGUGGUUCCUUUUGGAAUGACAUGGAAUCUUUUGUUUUCACCCCCAAAGGAUCAUUUCUUAUUUCCCAGUCUAAAAGCAGGGAGGAUUUGGCUCAUAAAUUACAGCAGCAUGGACCCAUGGAUCUUAAAUCCCUCACUGAAAAUUAUAUCUUUCAAUUGGUGGAAUUGUUAAUAGCUGAGAAAAAAUGGUUGAACGAAAGCCCCUCACAAGCAUUUCCUUUCCGGCUAACUCAAUCAGUUCAGAAGAGAUCACUGUCCGGCAAGUCUAAUGGUGCUACUGGUUUGAGAUCUCUAUUUCUAAGUAGAAUCUCACAGACUAACUUGCACAAUUCGUUUGAACAUGAUGUGGAGAAACAAUGUCAGAGUAUUCAGCAAACAAGAGUUUCCAGACCUGCCACUGAAACGAAAUAUACUGAGAUGUCUAGAAAUGAUAUAUUAGUAGACUGUCAGAAACUGGUAACUGAGAUAUUGAAGCAGCACCCAGAGGGAUAUAAUAUAGGUUCUUUUCGAAAACAAUUUUUUAAUAGAUAUGGCUAUCACCUUGAUAUCAAGAAGCUUGGUUAUCAAAAGUUGGCAUACUUGAUGCAGAUAAUGCCUGGAGUUAAAUUAGAAUCUACGUAUAUUUAUCCUUCUGUGCUUGGUGUUUGUAACUCAGAAACUUCAAUCCUCAAAGCUCAAGCAACCAAUGAUAGUCAUGAAGACUUCAACUCCGAUAAUGAAUUAUCUGAUACAUCCCCAAAAGAGAAUAACAUGGAAUCUCCUUGGGAAGAAUUAGGCCCUGUUUCUGCUAAAAACACCAGUCAGAAUGAUAAGGAAUCAUACUUUAGUCAGAAAGCCAUUGAACUGGAUACACCGAAUCAUCCCAACUACGAACCCGUUAUCUCUGAUUACGAUUCUUCCGAAUCUGAAGGGGAUAGCUCUUGUGUAACUCAACCAGAAGAGCACGAGCAAGGAAAGCCAAAAUAUGAUGAGCACGACAGUUCUUUUUGGCAAGCUUUGGAUUCCUGGCAUAGCAGCAAGGAAGGAGAGACUAAUGUCAAUAAAUCCGAUAAUGUUGAUGUCAAUGGCAAUUCUCUGCUUGAUAUCUUAAGUUUAUCCCCCGAUUCAACACGGGGUACCAUUUCCAAAAAUAGUUUAAGAACCUUUAGAGAAAAGCAAACACCUCAAAAGUAUUCAUUUGUUGCUGACUCGGACUUACCUGACAAGGACAAGUUGAUUGGUGGGAUAUUAGAUGGGUUCAAGAAAAUAGAUGACUCGAAGAUACAAAACUGAAGAUUUCUUGGUGUAAACACGACAAGGGUUCUCCUAGAAUUUCAUUGUAGUAAAGUUACGGAUUCUCAUCACUCAAUUACGGACAUAAAUCAUUUAUAGUGUUCAAUAAUGUUAGUCUUCAAUAUCAUUCUCCAAUAUCAUUUAUAGUGUUUUUGAUAAUAUUUUUUUAGUGUUUUUGAUAUAAUCAAUAUCACCCUAGUUAUAUCAUUUA
Cicer arietinum (chickpea) is the source of this 3416-nucleotide messenger RNA. RefSeq lists its product as uncharacterized. Gene Ontology annotation, biological process: regulation of gene expression. The record is from RefSeq and is a predicted model, not a curated record. Gene Ontology annotation, cellular component: peroxisome. Lineage: Eukaryota; Viridiplantae; Streptophyta; Magnoliopsida; Fabales; Fabaceae. Gene Ontology annotation, molecular function: RNA nuclease activity.